AUGUCGACUCUGAUAGCUAAUAUGGUAGCAAAGGACAUGCUUCCUUUAAGUUUUGUUGAAGGAGAGGGUUUUUGGGAGUUAAUUAAAUAUGUCGAGCCCAAAUAUACUGUCCCUGCACGAAAAACAAUUACAACUCGGCUUGAAAAAAUGCACGUAGAUUCGGCUAGUUCUGUCCGCAACACCUUGGCAAAAGUUGAGACGGCUGCACUUACAACUGACGCAUGGACAGCACUAACUACCGAGUCCUACGUUACCAUAACUUGUCAUUUCAUAAAAGACGGGAAAAUGAAAAGCGUGGUUCUACAGACCCGUGCCAUGCCAGAGAGGCAUACAGCAGAGAAUCUCGCAAAUGUGUUGAACACUGCGGUAGACCACUGGGAUUUGCGGGGCAAAAUCACUGCUUGUGUUCAUGAUAACGCAAGCAAUAUCGUCUUAGCAAACUCUGCAUUAGAAUGGGAGUCAAAUCCGUGCUUUGCACACACUCUGCAGCUCGCUGUCAACAAUGGCAUUAAACUUGGUGUUAUACAGCAUGUAGUGGGUGCAGCCAGUCGUCUUGUAUCACAUUUUCAUCACAGCACAACAGCUACUCAGGCGCUUAAGAUGAAACAAAAACAACAAUCUCUGCCAGAGCACUGCCUCGUGCAGUACUGCCGUACCCGAUGGAAUUCCAUCUAUGACAUGUUUAAGCGCUUACUGGAACUGAGAUGGGCAGUUGUCGCAGUCCUGUCUGACAGGGUGUACACAAUGUUGACAGAUACCCGCACACUUGACCUGGCUGACGACAGUUGGGUAGCUAUCGAAGAGCUACCCCCAGUGUUAAGCUCCUUGAAAUGUGCUACAACUGCUUUGUGCAGAGAGUCUGAGGUAUCAAUAUCUAUGAUUUACCCUGUCACAGCGACUCUCCUGUCCAAGCAUCUCAUUAGUACCACAGGAGAGUCAACAAAAGUAUCACAGUUUAAAACAACUGUAUUGGAGUCCCUCAAGCGCCGCUUUUCACCUACAGGCACAGAAGAAUUACAUAAUGUGGCGAUCAUCGCUUCAUUUCUAGACCCCAGGCACAAACACCUUAAGUUUACAGAAGACACGGUCAAGAAAGCAGUCACAGACAAAGUAGCGGAAUUGCUUUAUCUUACGGAAAACGGUGGUGAUGUCACAGAAGGUGAGCCAAGUACAGUGGUAAGCGGACCACCUGAAAAGCAACGUCGCACUGUUACUGCUAUGGCAACAUUAUUCGGAGAUGACUACUACACAGAGGACGAAAUGUCUCUACAAACCGAGCUGGACAAAUACAUGCAAGAUGAGUGCAUUCCUCCAUUUGAAGACCCUCUGGCAUGGUGGAAGGCAAAUGAAUGCAAAUACAGGAAAUUAUCACGGCUAGCGAAAGCAUACCUGUGCAUCUCAGCAACAUCUGUACCGGCUGAACGGGUUUUCUCAGCUGCGGGCCUGAUAGUCAACAGACUACGUAAUUCUCUACUCCCGGAGCAUGUGGACAUGCUCAUUUUUCUUAACAAGAACAAUACAUAUAAUAAAAAUAAUAUGGGCAUUGCCAAAUAA
Molecule: messenger RNA, 1554 nt
Organism: Bombina bombina (fire-bellied toad)
Lineage: Eukaryota; Metazoa; Chordata; Amphibia; Anura; Bombinatoridae
Product: E3 SUMO-protein ligase ZBED1-like
Exons: 1
Coding region: 1-1554 (517 amino acids)
Molecular function (GO): protein dimerization activity
Source: RefSeq, a predicted model, not a curated record